Molecule: messenger RNA, 1122 nt
Organism: Ilex paraguariensis (yerba mate)
Lineage: Eukaryota; Viridiplantae; Streptophyta; Magnoliopsida; Aquifoliales; Aquifoliaceae
Source: the annotation of a GenBank genome assembly
AUGGCACUAAGCUUUCAAUUUUUCAUCUUGCUUCUCCUUUCAUGUCUCAUCUCCGCAACCAGUUGCCUUAGCCAUCAUCAAAACAACAACAAACAUGCCGCAGAGCUCUUCAUUUUUGGAGAUUCACUUUUCGAUCCAGGAAACAAUAACUACAUCAACACUACCACCAGCUUCCAGUCAAAUUUUUGGCCCUAUGGCGAAUCUUUCUUCAAGUACCCCACUGGAAGGUUUUGCGAUGGUCGUCUCAUCCCUGACUUUAUCGCUGAGUAUGCCAAGCUGCCACUAAUUCAACCAUAUCUCCAGCAGCCUGCUGGUUAUCAGCAAUUUGUUUAUGGGACAAACUUUGCAUCUGGCGGAGCUGGUGCUUUACCUGAAACUUUUCCAGGAAUGGUGAUUAACCUUAAAACACAGCUGAGCUAUUUCAAAAUCGUAGUGAAGCAGCUGAGGCAAAAUCUAGGGGACAGGGAAGCAAAGCAACUGUUGUCUAAUGCUGUAUACUUGUUUAGCAUAGGGAGCAACGAUUACGUGAGCCCCUUUUUGACAAACUCCACCAUUUUUCAUUCAAAUUCUCCAGAGGAAUACGUCAAGAUUGUGAUCAGUACCUUAACAACUGUGAUCAAGGAUAUUUACAUGAAAGGCGGGCGAAAAUUCGGGUUUGUUAACUUGGGGCCUUUGGGUUGUUUGCCAAGAUUUAGAGCACUCGAGCCUGAAAAUAAUGGUGAAUGCAUGGCAGAAAUCACAACUUUAGUGAAACUACAUAACGGGGCACUUUCCAAAAACCUCAGAAACCUCAACAAACAAUUGAAAGGGUUCUUGUAUUCUAAUUUCGAUUUCUACACUACAGUGACUGAAAGAAUGAACAAUCCAUCAAAAUAUGGUUUCAAGGAAGGCAAGACAGCAUGCUGUGGCAUUGGUCCUUACCGAGGAAUUCCAAGUUGUGGAGGAAAGAGACGAGGACUAACAGAGUUUGAGUUGUGUAAGAAUGCGAGUGAGUAUUUGUUCUUUGACUCUGGUCAUCCCUCUGAAAUGGCAAACCAGCAAUUUGCAGGGCUAAUGUGGAAAGGUAUUCCCAAUGUCACAAGGCCUUACAAUCUGAAAUCACUCUUUGAACGGACACACUAG